AUGACCAUCACCACCUUGGCGGUCGGUGCGGCUGUCACUCCGACAGUGGUAAAGACGUAUAUCUCCCACUACGCGAACCGAAAGGAACGUCGUGAGAAACCCACCGCACACAUCUCCUACGACGAAGGCUUGCAUCUGAUUCGAACCUUCCUCAAAUAUGCUUCCCACCAUACCGUCGAAGACCUACAGUCCUUCACGGGACAGUGGGUGCCCAGCCCGUCGUGGGUCAGGACUGAGAACGUCACGGUCCCGGACGACUACCUCGCAAAGGCAGCCCGUACCAUCACCAGCCAACUGGGCGCGGCCGGUGUGGAAUCCGUCGGUGGUACAAGGUGGUGGCAGUGGCGGCCCCGCGGAGGUGAGCUGAAGGCAGAAUGGAUCGAAAUGCGUGCACACUACAACGAGCAGAAGAGACAGGGCUCAAAGAGUAGGAGGAUCAUGCUGUACGUCCACGGCGGGGGCUAUUUCUUCGGCAGCGUGGAUGAGCACCGCUAUCAGAUGCAAAGACAUGCUCGCAAGCUCAAGGCCCGUGUGUUCGCUCCGAGGUAUAGACUGGCACCACAGUUUCCAUUCCCUUCGGGGCUGCAAGACUGUCUAGCUGCAUAUCUCUAUCUCCUGGACAUGCACGACCCAAGUGAGAUCAUCCUGGCGGGCGACUCAGCUGGCGGAGGUAUGAUCGUCUCAAUCCUGUGCAUGCUGAGGGAUCAAGCACUCCCAUUGCCUGCCGGCGCGAUCCUCAUUUCGCCAUGGGUCGACCUUUCGCACUCAUUCCCAAGCCUAAGCGGCAAUGCUGAACUCGACUACAUUCCCCCUUAUGGUUUUAUGCAAAAGCCAUCAGCGGCUUGGCCGCCUCCCAACGACGAAGAAGUUGCGACUAUCAGCAGGCUUGCCAAGGGGGCCGGUGGCUUGCUUCCAGUAGCACAAGACGAACAAAAACCAACGACUGUGCCAGAUGACGACGGUGGUGGAGUCAAGCCUGGGCCUCAACUGCCUCUCUCCAUCGAGCUGGAUGGGAAGCGGGUUGUUCUGAAAGAUCAGAUACAAAUGUAUACGACAAACCAACUACUGGCACAUCCAUUGGUAUCACCUGUCCUACAGCCAUCACUCGGUGGCCUUCCCCCGGUUCUGAUUCUGACGGGAGGUGGGGAGAUCUUACGAGAUGAACAAAUCUACCUUGCUCACAAGAUGGCAAAUCCCUCGAAAUAUCCCCUGGGCGCCGCUUACAGAUCGAGAUACGAUCCAGACGAAACAAUACUGAACAAGUACAAAGCUACACCAGUCAUGUUACAAGUAUGGGAUGAUCUGUGCCACGUUGCGCCAACUCUCUCAUUCACUCGUCCCGCCAAGUUCAUGUACCGUUCAAUUGCUCAAUUUGGGGCCUGGGUGCUGGCAAAAGCGCAAAAGCGUGCAAUUGACAUUGUGGACGAUGACAACUUAUCGAUCAUUUCAUCUCAGACAGAUUCCGGUUCUGCGACCGAUGCCGAGGUCGCGUCCUCGGCAGAUAGCAUCUCCCGGGUCAAGAUAGAUGCAAGCAAGACGACAGGAAGCGUUGGCCGAGCUGACGAUCCUAUACCGCCGUUUGCGAAUAACAUGAUUCGGCAAAGAAUUGAUCGCUAUGGACGCAUCUAUCCUUUGGCGGAACCGCAUGAUUUGCCCGCCCUCCGACUGCACCCGGACGACGUUGGAGUGAUCAAGCCUGGUCCCGUGAGGAAAUGGCUCGAGGCUAAGGCUUCGUGGGACGCGAAAUAUGCGAGUACGAGGAAGCGCGUGCAAAAGGAACGAGUUAAAGCUCUCGCCAGUGGGAAAAUCAUGGGAUUUGAGGCUGGCGAGCAUCCGCCUCCUAGUGCGCUUGCUGGCCGACGGACAGACAAGGAUAUAAUGACCAUAAAGAAGAGAAAGAGCUACGGCCUUGCAAUGUGGAGUGGAUGGGGAAGCAAGCACGACGAAUCGACUCUGAAGAGGGAAGAAGAGGCUGUAGAAGUCGGGCAAUUGAUUGAUGAGCCUCCGGACCCUGCAUCAGAGCAAGACAAAAACACAGAGACACCGCGACAAACUGUCGGGACUGAUGGACAAGUGGAAACCAGCCCAGUUGAAGUGACGGCUGUGAAACGCGCUCGAAACCGGAAACGAAGUUCGAGCACGAAACGGACGACGAGCGAAUCGCGGACUCGUGGACGAAAGCGAACCAUUUCAGUGACCGACCGAGGGCAGGCUGAGGGCCGUUUUGUGCCCGCGAUAGUACCGCCGCAACAUGCGAUGACGUUGACCGAGUCACCAGAAGCGAUGAGGAGUCAAACAGUGCCUCAUGCCGAGCGAGCCACGUCUCCAACUGGGUCUUUACUUUCGUCCGGAUUUUUACCAAAAUUCAAGACAGCCUCUCAUCUCCGCGAUGAUAGCGGUGGCAGCCCACAACAAAUGCCCAUCCUCUCCGAUGCCGCGAGCACGAUGACCGGACGCAGCGGCACAUUUGCCGAUGACGCGAGCACGACGGCGGUCUUCGCUGCUCCGGGCGUGAUGAAGAGCGCCGACACUCAGCAAGCCGAACCCGGUCAAAUUCCCCAUCCCACCACACCAAGACGACCCCAGAGCCCGCUUGUGAAUGAGGCGACGAGCGUCAACUCGGAUGGCGAGGACGUUGAUGAAGGCGUUGCAAGCGGCGCUCCCAGUGUGAUGUCGCGUCCGCAUACUUCUCUUGCCGGCUUCGGCAGCGACUCGCCUCGCAGCCAGCGUAGUCUCGAUCGCUUGCAGAGCCAUCAGCUCGACGAGGGCAUGGGCAGACUGGCGCCUCUGAGAAGCACAAGUUCGACUGCUGUUGUCCGGGCGGAAGGUGUCGUUAGUGUUAUAGACAGCACCCUCGACGGGGCGGGGCACCAUAUUGCAGAUCAGGAGGAGACGAAUAAUGACUCUCCGGGGAAGUUGAUCGAAACCACAGACAACCUGGACAAGGAGGGAUCGAACCAGGACGUCGCAAAUCGAGCUGAAAAGAGUGAACCCAAAAGACCGAAGAUGUAUGACCGUGCCGAGACGGACUUUCAGACAGCGUUCGAGAAGAUCUGA
This is a messenger RNA of Cladophialophora carrionii CBS 160.54, 3057 nucleotides long. RefSeq lists its product as uncharacterized. The transcript is spliced from 2 exons. The record is from RefSeq and is a predicted model, not a curated record. Gene Ontology annotation, molecular function: hydrolase activity. Bases 1 to 3057 code for a protein of 1018 amino acids. Lineage: Eukaryota; Fungi; Ascomycota; Eurotiomycetes; Chaetothyriales; Herpotrichiellaceae.